GCAUCAUCCCCGACUGUAUUAUGAUACCUUGUUCUUAAUCAUGACCUGUUUUUCUAAGUACGCACACUGAUGUUUUCAUGCACACAAUUCUGCCAUACUUCCGAACGGAUUUCAAUGCCUUUUUGGCUUAACGCGCUUGCUACUGCAACACGUCACGCCAAUAAUGCGCGCAACCUUCCCUGUUACGUAACCCUUAAUGUAGAGCUCCAUCAGCGAGGAUGAUGCGUUAUGCUCUGCUUGGGCUGUUUCCACGUAAUGACGGAUGCUGAGCUGCGUCCCACCCCCUGCCCCAUACGAAUGGUCCUUCAUGGUGCCACCAGACGGACAUUACACGGCCGAGGAAAACAACAAACAGCCUCCAUCACAAGGGUUGAGAUUUUUUACCAUUGUAGGUUGGUGUUAAUGUCUGAGUGCCACCAUGGCAAACAGGGGACCAAGCUAUGGGCUCAGCCGUGAGGUCCAAGAGAAGAUUGAACAGAAGUAUGAUGCAGAGUUGGAGGCUCGGCUUGUGGGAUGGAUCAUGGCCCAGUGUGGUGACGACCUGGAACGACCUGAGCCUGGCAAACAGAACUUCCAGAAAUGGCUCAUGAGUGGAACAAUUCUCUGCCGGCUCAUUAACAGUCUGUACCCCAGUGGUGAGGAACCAAUUAAGAAAAUUACAGAAACUAGUAUGGUCUUUAAGCAAAUGGAAAAGAUUUCUCAGUUCCUGCAAGCUGCUGAAGAUUAUGGUGUUAACAGAGGAGACAUAUUCCAAACUGUUGAUCUUUGGGAAGGAAAGGACAUGGCUGCAGUCCAGAGGACACUGAUGGCUCUGGGAAGUGAAGCUCUGACAAAGGAUGAUGGACAUUACCAUGGAGACAAAGACUGGUUUCAUAGGAAAGCCAAGGUCCACAAGAGGGAGUUUUCUGAGGAGCAGCUGCGUCAAGGUCGCAGUCUUAUUGGCAUGCAAAUGGGAAGCAGUCGUGGAGCAUCUCAAUCUGGCAUGGUAGGGUACGGCACCCCACGGCAAAUCAUGCGGUAUGACUCUCCUCGACAUAACGGACAACAGAGUAAUCCCUAAACACCAUAUAGUUUAAUAUUUAAAAAAUGUACUGGAGCCCAAAGCCAAAUCUAGAGCUCCAGUUGUAGGAGGAAUGUGUACGUUUGUGUAUGUAUAUAGAUAAACUGUGGACUGUUGCUGCUUACACCAGUCCUUGAAUUACACACAUCAGAAUGUUGUCCCUUCAUCCACAAUGCACCUGUGCCGGCUGUUAUUGUCUCUCAGGCAAGCUCCAGAUCAAGGCCAAAAUGUGCAAAAUAAAUAAUUUAAAUUGAAUAUAAUAUCAAAAGGCUCAACUCUUAAAGUCUCUUGUAAUAUACAUCUCUGUAAACAUGUAGCCCUUUAAAAAUGGUAAGCUGACAAUCUGGUACUUGAAUGUCUAGCGUUCAUUUAUAAUUAUGCAUUAUGCUCAUGAUUUUACCUGAAGCUACAUAAAAGUCAAUUUAAGGAAUUGUGUCCUGUGAAAUUAAACCCACAAUAUCAGCAUUGCAAGCCCAUACUCUACCAGUUGGGCUGAAUGAGUUGUGCAUGCUGUGCAAUAGGUACAUUCUGAAGAAAAGUCUAUUUUACUUAAAGUUAUAUGUAACCAAUCAGUGUGUCAAUAUAUACAAAAUAAACAGUGCUUAAAAUAUAAAUGUAUUUGAUUAAAAUAAUACUGUGCUCAGUUGCUACCAAAUGUACAUUAUUGUUUAUGUGUAUACUAACUAUAAAGGUUCAUGCACCUGCUAGCAGAAUGCGCCAAACUAAUCGACUCAGGUCAUUCAGUGUCUUCAAAAAAUUUAAUUGUUGUGCAGAAAUUUCUGGUGUCACCGCAAGUAAAUCUAAUACGAAAGAAUGUGGUAUUUAUUUAAAAGUAAUUUUAAAUGUAGCUAUUUUCAACUUUUGUUAAUUGUAUGCAUUAACAUGCAUGUAAAGUAAAUAUGUUUCUGAUGCUAAGACUGCAUUGCAGAUUGUGAAGUUUGACGUCUAUACACAGUACCUUUGACAAUCAAAAUACUUUCCAGUUAUGACUGAAAUGUUUGGCUGUUUAGUUCCGUGUUUCUAGUUUUUAUUUUUGUGGUUUGAUUUUAAAUCAAUUUAUUAUUAGAACAUUUAAAUUAACCAUCAUUAUUGUUUUUGUGCUGUUUUCUAAAUGUCUUGGUUUAGUUUUAAUUUAUUGGAAUGUAGAUACAUUUGUUGUUGUUUUUAUGCAAAAUUGUUUGACUAUUGUAAAAGUGAGGACUAGAUAUAAGUCUCAGUUGUGUGCACAAAUGUCUAUAAUUUCGAUAAUUGUUGCAAAUAUAUCUUGCUAUUCACUGGAAGUUGUUUAUGUGUUUGUGAAAGGUAAACUCUUGACCAGACCAUUGUUUGUUUAAAUUGGAACAUUAGUUAAUAUAUUUACACAAAUGUGCCUCUACUUAUACAAAUCAUUCCACGUUCAUUUAAUUCUGACCUUCACAGACACAAGCUGCAAGGUAGAGUGUAUUGGUUUGUGGUAAGAUACAUUUGUAAUGUCUGCUGACCUGAUGGAAUAUUGUACACUCAUUCAUAUAGCAUUUUCUUUACAAAUAGUUUUAUUCUGUGAGGUUUAAGCAUUUUAGAUUUCAGUGUUGUGU
Carassius auratus (goldfish) is the source of this 2634-nucleotide messenger RNA. RefSeq names its product transgelin 3a (gene tagln3a). The record is from RefSeq and is a predicted model, not a curated record. Gene Ontology annotation, molecular function: actin filament binding. Gene Ontology annotation, biological process: actin filament organization. Bases 419 to 1060 code for a protein of 213 amino acids. The transcript is spliced from 5 exons. Gene Ontology annotation, cellular component: actin cytoskeleton. NCBI's taxonomy places the organism in Eukaryota, Metazoa, Chordata, Actinopteri, Cypriniformes, Cyprinidae.